GGGAAAAGUGAAGCUGGGAGGAGAAGGCGGCGGAAGGUGGGGAUUGAUGCUUCUGUUUUUUGUUGCCGCUGCUGCCCUCGCGCUGGGAGCCGAGCCGGAGGGAAGGCGGUGGAGAGAUGAUUGCAGAGUUGGUGAGCAGCGCUCUGGGGCUCGCCUUGUAUCUCAACACCCUGAGCGCGGAUUUCUGCUACGAUGACAGCCGUGCCAUCAAGACUAACCAGGACCUCCUCCGAGAAACUCCGUGGACACACAUUUUCUACAAUGACUUCUGGGGGACUCUGCUAACGCACAGCGGCAGCCACAAGUCCUACCGGCCACUCUGCACCCUUUCCUUUCGCCUGAACCACGCUGUCGGAGGCUUGAAUCCCUGGAGCUACCAUCUCGUCAACGUCCUGUUGCACGCGACUGUCACCGGUCUCUUCACGAGCUUCUCCAAGAUUCUCCUUGGUGAUGGAUACUGGACCUUCAUGGCUGGCUUGAUGUUCGCGUCCCACCCCAUCCACACAGAGGCCGUGGCGGGAAUUGUGGGCCGGGCUGACGUCGGGGCCAGUCUGUUCUUCCUCCUCUCCUUGCUGUGCUACAUUAAACACUGUUCCACAAGAGGCUAUUCAGACCGGACCUGGGCCUGGUUCCUGGGGACAGGACUGUGUGCGGGGUGCAGCAUGUUGUGGAAGGAACAAGGAGUGACUGUGCUUGCGGUUUCGGCGGUUUAUGAUGUCUUUGUCUUUCACAGGCUGAAGAUGAAGCAGAUCUUACCUACCAUUUACAAAAGGAAGAACUUGUCUCUUUUUCUCAGCAUUAGUUUGUUAACUUUCUGGGGAACUUCCCUUUUGGGUGCCCGGUUGUACUGGAUGGGAAACAAACCACCAAGUUUUUCCAACUCCGACAACCCAGCUGCGGAUUCGGACAGCCUCCUGGCUCGCACGCUUACCUUUUUCUACUUGCCCACAAAGAACCUCUGGUUGCUGCUCUGCCCGGAUACCCUCAGUUUUGACUGGUCCAUGGAUGCUGUGCCUCUGCUGAAAACAAUCUGUGAUUGGAGAAACCUACACACUGUGGCCUUCUAUACUGGACUCCUCAUGCUUGCCUACUACAGUCUGAAGAGCCCAAGCAUAGAAAGAGAAUGCAAUGGGAAAGCUGUCACAAAUGGCAAGCAGAAUGCAAAUGGACAUAGCUGCCAUUCAGAUGUGGAGUACCGGAACUCAGAAAUUAAGCCCAACUUUGCCUCCAAAGCAGAAAAUGGCAUUAAAAAGAAUGUAUCACAGACAACACAGCUCCCUUCUACAGAGAACAUUGUUGUUCUCUCUUUAUCUUUGUUGAUAAUACCCUUUAUUCCUGCUACGAACUUGUUUUUCUAUGUUGGCUUUGUGAUUGCAGAGCGAGUAUUAUAUAUUCCUAGUAUGGGCUUCUGCCUCCUGAUUACAGUGGGUGCCAGAGCCCUUUAUGUCAAAGUCCAAAAGCGCUUUCUCAAGAGCUUGAUUUUUUAUGCUACAGCUACAUUAAUUGUUUUCUAUGGACUCAAGACUGCGAUCAGGAAUGGAGAUUGGCAGAACGAGGAAAUGCUGUAUAGGUCAGGGAUAAAAGUGAACCCAGCUAAAGCAUGGGGUAACCUUGGAAAUGUUCUGAAGAGUCAGAGCAAAAUUUCUGAAGCUGAAAGCGCCUAUAGAAAUGCUUUGUACUACCGCAGCAACAUGGCUGACAUGCUUUAUAAUUUAGGGUUGCUUCUCCAGGAAAACAGCAGGUUUGCCGAAGCCCUCCAUUAUUAUAAACUGGCCAUCGGGAGCAGGCCCACCCUGGCUUCUGCAUAUUUAAAUACUGGCAUUAUUCUAAUGAACCAAGGAAAGACAGAAGAAGCCCGGCGGACGUUCCUGAAGUGUUCUGAGAUUCCAGAUGAAAACCUGAAGGACCCUCAUGCACACAAGAGCUCUGUCACCAGCUGCCUGUACAAUCUGGGGAAACUCUGUCACGAGCAGGGACAGUAUGAGGAAGCCCUGACUGUGUACAAGGAAGCAAUUCAGAAAAUGCCCAGACAGUUUGCCCCGCAGAGCUUGUACAACAUGAUGGGUGAAGCGUACAUGCGAUUAAGCAAGCUGCCUGAAGCAGAGCAUUGGUAUAUGGAGUCCCUGAGAUCCAAGACUGACCACGUCCCUGCUCAUCUCACCUAUGGGAAAUUGCUAGCUCUCACAGGUCGUAAGAGUGAGGCUGAAAAGUUCUUCUUGAAGGCCAUUGAGUUGGAUCCCACCAAAGGAAACUGUUAUAUGCAUUAUGGUCAGUUUCUUCUGGAAGAAGCUCGCCUUUUAGAAGCGGCUGAGAUGGCAAAAAAAGCAGCUGAACUGGACAGUACAGAGUUUGAUGUCGUCUUCAAUGCUGCCCACAUGCUCAGACAGGCUAGCCUCAAUGAAGCAGCUGAAAAAUAUUAUGACCUGGCAGCCAGGCUCAGGCCUAACUACCCAGCCGCUCUAAUGAACCUGGGGGCCAUUCUGCACCUCAAUGGCCGACUCCAGAAAGCUGAGGCCAACUACCUGCGGGCCCUGCAGCUCAAACCAGAUGAUGUCAUCACGCAGUCCAAUCUUCGCAAACUGUGGAACAUCAUGGAAAAGCAAGGCUUAAAGACUUCCAAGACCUGACACCGGAGGACACAAACCUCAUCCUCCUCCAUUUAAUAAAGCUGGUUCAAUUACCAGACAAAACUUUUCAACAGUGCUAUGAAAAGAGCUCAUUUUUGACUUCAGGACCCUUGGCAGAGGCCACUGAGGUCAAUGAAACCACCUUGCUGUUGGAACAGCCAUUAGCACCAAAAAAAGGAACAUUGGAAACCUCCAGGAGGAUGUAAUUGUUACCCACAGACUGCAAACCAGAGCACUUAAACGGGAUCUUUUGGCAUUCUUUAAAGGGGGGGGGGGUGUGGUAUCUAAAUUGCAAAUUUUGUUCAUUUAUUUGAAAGCUAACUUUGAAACUAUAACGUUCCUUAAACACUGUGAGAGGAAGUCAGUGUCCUUUUAGCCACAGCAAACUAUUGGGGUUAAGUGUUAAUAGGGAGAAAUGAAAACAUAGCAUAAACCCAGUGAGCCGCUGGUUGUCCUACUGCUGCUGUCUUCCCUCUUUGGGACAGCCUGCUUAUCAGUUCCCAAGCUUAGAAAACUUCGGUUUGUUUGCUUGUUUGUUUGUUUCAUACUGUGCCAGCAUCUAGCAGCAUCUGUACUUGUUUCUCAACUGGUCCGCAUAAUGUUUUAUGAUUUGAAUGUCACCAGUUUCACACUUUCAGACUUCACUUGCUUUUCUUGCUCUGAAAAGGAUAUGGAGAAAAGAGCUAACACUUCACACUGGUGUUGGAAGAGGGGCUGGAGAGGGCUUAUGUGUAUCUGGUAGGCAUUUUUUUUUUUUUUAAAUGUCAGUAUUUGUCCCCAGACCGCCUAGUAGAAUUCAUUGGAUUAAUUCUUUUGCAUUAACCUUUUAAAAUAGCUAUUCUUGGUGCAUCUGCACACUUAGUGUUCCUGUUCUGAUAACUAACCAGUCAUAUUUAGAAAAGGUAUAUUGUGAUUCCCAGAUUUUGCUGGUAAAAAAGAUCAAGGCUAAGGAGGGGAAUAUAGGAUCAUGAGUGCCACUGAUUGUGUGUUUUGCAGGGCUGGGAUGAAAUCCUAACCAAACUCUACUAGGCGCAUGAACAUCAGUGCGAAUAAAUUUCCAACAAAUUAUUUUUAUCUCAUUUUGCCCUUCAUGAAAGAUGUCAAAAAUAACUUCUUUUAACCUGCAAUAAAGUAUAUAGGAUUA
Molecule: messenger RNA, 3771 nt
Organism: Chinchilla lanigera (long-tailed chinchilla)
Lineage: Eukaryota; Metazoa; Chordata; Mammalia; Rodentia; Chinchillidae
Gene: Tmtc2
Product: transmembrane and tetratricopeptide repeat containing 2
Exons: 12
Coding region: 117-2627 (836 amino acids)
Biological process (GO): protein O-linked glycosylation via mannose
Cellular component (GO): endoplasmic reticulum membrane
Molecular function (GO): protein binding; mannosyltransferase activity
Source: RefSeq, a predicted model, not a curated record